AUCAAAUCCAAAAUCUAGAAGAGAACGAACAGGGCCGACUUUUCUCCUCCGGCCCAACCUGAGUGAGAUCAAGUAGCCAAGUAGGCGGCGCAGCGCAGGUCGAGCUCCGGCAAGCCGCCGGCGAGGGCAGGGCCCAAUACCUUCCCUUCGACACCUCCACUUCCGGCCGACUCGUCCGGCCUGAACCCCAUGUUUGUGGGCGGGGGAGCGCGGUGAGUUUCGGGGGAAAAACGAUCAAAACGAAGCGGCUGCGUCGGCAACUCGGCAGCUGUUGAUUUUUGCGGCCGGCCCUGCGCCGCGCCGUGGGGAUCAGCCAGCCAUGGCGCUGCACGCGACGCCCUCGCGCGGCUCCGCGCACGCGGCGGCCGCGGAAGUAGAGCCGGACGUUUCGCGGGAAGGGGCGGGGGAAGCGCCGCGGCGGCCGGCCGCGUUCUACAGCUCGGUGUUCGCGCAGAUCGAAGAGGUCGGGUGGGAGCGGCUGGUGAGCGGCAAGGGCGACGGCGGAGUGUCUUGCCUGAUCUUCCGCGUCCUGGAUGACCAGGGACGGAACCAUUUACUGGAGAUCACGUUGCCAAUGAACUACCCUACAUGUCGUCCUUCCCUUGUGGCAGAUGUUCCUUAUUUACCAGAAAUACAGUGGUCAAAAGGCUCAAGGCUAAAAGAUGUUCUCUGCCAGUUCGAAGAGCACCUGAAGAUGUUGCAAGAUUACUGGUCUAUAAUGGAUGACAUUGAUAAAGUUCUUUGGGUUGUUGAUCCAGCAAAGCCAACCUAUGCUAUGUGUCAUCGCCGUAUAGCUUUAGGUGAUGAUUGCUAUGUUUUACUACAUGUCGAUGCGCGGAAGCCUAGAUCAUUGCCGGAGUGUCGCUUCCUGGGAACAGAUGGGAAACUGGACAAACUGAUAAUUAAUUGGAGAAAAAAUCGCAGGAAGUGGAGCGCAGACAAGAAAUUCCAUGAAAACCUGUCAACCGUCUUGGAUUUUGCUUUGCCUCCACCACCUUCAGUCAACAUCAAAGAUGACGAUCAAGUUGAUUGUGGAAUAUGUUAUGCCAAGCAUCUGCCAAUUGAUGAUGAACUUGGGACUCACAGCGGAGGCACGGCAGAUUACACAUGUGAAAACCCGAGCUGUAGUAGAGUUUUCCAUUCUGUGUGCCUGAGAGACUGGUUACGCGCGAUUACUACAACGAGGCAGUACGUCAAAAUGAUGAACACCUGCUUGGGACCAAAGACAAACACAUCACACAUGUUAAGAGUGAGGGGAAAAAAAAAGGCAAUGCAAGUGGAGUUUUGGGAUCCAAGAAAAUUAGCUCUAGGUCCAUCUCUGGAGAGUCACAGAACCGGCAGCCGCGGGAGCGGCCAAGUCAGAGUCUUGCAGAGAGAGGGAGGGAGGGGAGCAAGAAAAAUGGAGAAGAGAGAUGCGGAGAAGAAGAGCCCGCGUCUGCUGCGGCGGCUGGGGGCGGCGUGCCUGCCGCGGCCGGGGUGCUUCACGGUGUCCGCGGCAGACGAGGGCCCGUCCGGCUACGGCGCCGGCGAGGGGGGCGGCGGCGCGAGUAGGCCGGCACCGGCGCAUCUGGUCGUGACGGUCAAUGGGAUCGUCGGCAGUGCAGAAAAUUGGCGUUACGCAGCAAAACAUUUCAUUAAAAAACAUCCUGAGGAUGUGGUUGUUCACUGCAGUGGAUGCAAUGUAGCAGCUCGAACUUUUGAUGGAGUUGAUGUGAUGGGAAGAAGAUUAGCAGAGGAGGUGCUCUCAGUUGUUGAGUCUAGACCAGAGCUGCGGAAGAUCUCCUUUGUUGCCCAUUCAUUGGGUGGAUUAAUUGCAAGAUAUGCUAUCGCAUUGCUAUAUGAGAGUGCUACACAAACAGAUUCUCAUGAAGGGCAUGAGAAGCAUGUCACUGAUGUUUCCAGCAACCAACCUAUUGAUCGAGGAAAAAUUGCCGGUUUGGAUCCUAUUAAUUUCAUUACUUUUGCAACACCACACCUUGGAACAAGAUCACACAAGCAGAUACCCCUUCUCCGUGGUUCUUAUAAAUUGGAAAAGAUGGCAUAUCGUUUAUCGUGGAUUGCUGGGAGGAGUGGAAAACAUCUAUUCCUAAAGGACACUGAAGAUGGGAAACCACCACUCCUCCUUCAAAUGGUUACUGAUUAUGGUGGUCUCCAUUUCAUGUCAGCUCUUUGUUCUUUCAAGCGUCAUGUUGUUUACUCAAACAUUUGUAGUGAUUUCAUUGUUGGCUGGAGAACAUCUUCCAUACGCCAUCAACAUGAACUCCCCAAGCCCCAAAAUUUUAUAAGUGAUGCCAGAUAUCCACAUGUUGUAUAUGUGGAAGAACCAAAGGCUCAGGAUAUUGAUUUUUCGGAUUCAAUGAUAUAUCAGGCAAAAGCUACAAGUGAAAUGGAAGAAGUGAUGCUCAAAGGUCUGAACAGAAUUCCAUGGGAAAGGGUAGAUGUCAGCUUCAAGAAAAGUAGACAGAGGAUUUUUGCUCAUAGCACAAUUCAGGUCAAAACGUAUUUCUUCAAUUCUGAUGGUGCUGAUGUGAUUUUCCAUAUGAUCGACCAUUUUCGUUAUUAGCGUUGGUCGGGAUGGGAGGGUGACGGUAAUGAGGAAGCUCUCCAAAAUUUUUCUAAUUUUCUAUUCCAUUUGGAAAUUAGUUUCAAAUGAACAUGAUGAAGAAAUGUUUUUCAGGUUGUUAGAAUUGUUCUGGGAGAAGUACAGUAGAUCCCGUGGUGUUGGUUGUAUGCAUCCUAUAAAUUUUAGGCCUGCGAGGUUCACUAGCUGAGUGACAGUGUACAUGCAUGUAAUGGACCACAUUCUGUUGCUCUAAUAAUAAAAUCUACUGUGUGUUGCAUCUCGAA
Oryza brachyantha (malo sina) is the source of this 2847-nucleotide messenger RNA. RefSeq lists its product as uncharacterized. Gene Ontology annotation, cellular component: Fanconi anaemia nuclear complex; nucleus. Gene Ontology annotation, molecular function: ubiquitin protein ligase activity. Gene Ontology annotation, biological process: protein monoubiquitination; interstrand cross-link repair. The transcript is spliced from 20 exons. NCBI's taxonomy places the organism in Eukaryota, Viridiplantae, Streptophyta, Magnoliopsida, Poales, Poaceae. The record is from RefSeq and is a predicted model, not a curated record. The coding region runs from base 320 to 2563 and encodes 747 amino acids.